AUGGCUCUGCUGGUCUCACUUCCUGGAGGGAUUCCGGACAUGGCAUGGGUCCUGCUUCUGCUGCUGCCAGCAGCAUGCCUGCAAGCUGGGAACUCAGCAGGAUCCAACAGAGUAAAUACGUUUGGUGUCAACCAACCAGAAAACCUCUCUGGUGUCGAGGGCGACUCCAUCGAGAUCCCCUUCUCCUUCUACUUCCCCUGGGAGUUGGCAAAGGAUCCACGGAUGAGGAUUCUCUGGAGAUGGCAGCACUUCCAUGGGGAAUUUAUCUACAACUCCUCCUCGGGUUUCAUCCAUGAGCAUUUCAAGAACCGACUCAUCCUGAACUGGACACAGCCUCAGACAUCUGGAGCCCUCAAAAUCCUGGACUUGAAGGAGCAGGACCAGACAGUGUACAUCUGCCGUAUUUAUUUGAACACAAAACAUGGCAUAGAGCAGUGGCAGCCAAUUGGUGGAACCCAACUCACCAUCACCCGUAGAGAGGACAUCCCAGCCCCCAGGACCACCUCUCCAAGUCCCAGCACUGUAACUUCUACACGCACCAAAAAUACCCUCACGGCCACAGAAGGUCAGAUGAGCAGAGAAAAUAAGACCCUGGAUCUGGGAACCACAGUUGGGUUGGCAGUGGCUGCUGCUGUGCUCCUGGCUGGGGUUUUGGGAUUGAUGCUGUUCCUCAGGUGGAAGAGGAGGAAAGGUCAGAGGACUAAAGCCGAAACCCCAGCCAGGGAACUCAUUGAAAACACAGAGAAAUGUGAGCAAGUUGAGCCCAAAGGAAAACAUAUGGACCCCAAUGAGAACCCCAAGUGGCCCAAGACAGGGGAUGUUCCAAAUGUUAGCAGCUGUCCACAUGAUGUGGAUGUGCACCCAUCGUGUGGAACACAAGGCCCGAAGGUUCUUCAGAGCAAUGUCCCCAUUUUCAUGACGUGGCUGCUGUGUCUUCUGAUCCCGGCCUCUCCUCGGUAG
Molecule: messenger RNA, 960 nt
Organism: Microtus ochrogaster (prairie vole)
Lineage: Eukaryota; Metazoa; Chordata; Mammalia; Rodentia; Cricetidae
Product: paired immunoglobulin-like type 2 receptor beta-2
Exons: 8
Coding region: 1-960 (319 amino acids)
Molecular function (GO): MHC class I protein binding
Source: RefSeq, a predicted model, not a curated record